AUGGUCAACGUUCCUGUCUUCGUUCCUCUUUUUGCUCCACUCCACGACAAAUCUGAGCGUAAAAUCACUGAGGUUCUCGUCAGGGUUAAAGGUGAGUUCGACCCACUCCCUCCUUUGUUUCUCCGUGCGCAAAGCAGUGGAACUUGCGACUUGCCAACUAAGCAAAAUGAGGAACGCCUCAUAGCCUACGCAUUCCUUCUGUCGAAUCGGUGGGACGUUGAAAAGACCAUGAAGGCUAUUCGUGAUAUGUUGAAGUUCCGCGAGCGGUACCAGAUUGAUUCACUGCUUGUGCACCCGAGUCCGUUCUGUGUUCGUGGGUUUGACGAAGAAGAUUUAUGCGCUCGGUUGAACAUCAAGAUGCGCCCUACCGUUACGGAACGUGAAAAGAUUGUUGCCACUCUCUGCACCAGUCUUCAUUUUGGCAUUCAUUUCUGGGACAAGCACGGCAUUCCAGUCGCGUACUGGCUUGUUGGUAAGGCGGAGGUGCAUGACACGUUGCGCAAGCUAAAGCAGCAGACUCCAGUGGGGAAGACGGCAGCAGAUCUUGGCAAAGGGUGCGCGGCCUACGCGCUGGAGGUAGGGUGGAAUAUCUGCCGCUACCAGAGCAUGCGUCUACAGGAGCGGGCGGUGCCGGGCAUUGCGCCGGCCGAGGGCAGGCUGCAGGCCGUGACGGUGGUUUUGGACGCCUCUGGUUUGGGGUACAAGGAUUUGUCAAGGCCCGCUUUGGAGUUGUUACAUGAAGUGCUUUGGGAGCUCCAGGCACACUACGCCGACGCAGUAAAUCGUCUACUGGUUGUCAAUUGCCCCCGCAUGAUUAUGUUCGCGUACAACAUCCUGAAGCGGUCACUCCACGAGGGAUUUCAAAAGAAGAUCACAUUUGUAAGUCCAGCCGACACGCCGGAGGCCCUUGAUAUCGUCAUUGGUAAGGAGCGCGUGCCGUCUUUUUUGGGCGGUCACUGCAGCUGUCCCAAUGGCUGCAUUGCCUCCUACGACCCCAAUGCUGCGUUCACUGCGGAGGAAGAGGAUGAAGGUGACGUUGUCACGGAGGACAUCAAUCUGAAGCCGGGGAAAACUCUGGAGAAGGCGUUCGAGUUGGAGAAGGGAGAAGAGGUCGUGUGGGAAUUUGUCUCCACCUCCGGCGCCGAUGUACGAUUUUUGGUGAAUUUCUACCCCAAGACAGAGGGCAUCUCCGUUCACCCAGAGAGGAAGCGCGUGGUCAUCGACAAGAGUAUCAAGAAAACGACGAAGGAGCACCCACUUGUGCAUGAGUCAAAGCUGGCAGAUGGUGCCGAUCGUUUUUGCGCCCCGCAAGACGGUGUGCUGCAACUCGUCUGGGACAACAGCCGCUCUUGGGUGCAGAGGAGGCCGAUACAAAUGCGGGUGUACAAGAAUUCCCCACUUGCCGACGGCUCGGAGGACUGA
Messenger RNA from Trypanosoma grayi, 1422 nucleotides. RefSeq lists its product as hypothetical. Lineage: Eukaryota; Euglenozoa; Kinetoplastea; Trypanosomatida; Trypanosomatidae. The coding region runs from base 1 to 1422 and encodes 473 amino acids. The record is from RefSeq and is a predicted model, not a curated record. The transcript has a single exon. Gene Ontology annotation, cellular component: cytoplasm.